AUGACCUUAUCAGUAGAUUAUGUUUCUGAAAGAAUUGCACUUCUCCAAGAGAGAGGAGAAGAAUUAAAACAGAGAGAAACAGAUUUAUACAUGCGUUUUAAAAAUUUAGCUGCCGAUUACAAGCAGAUUUCAAAUGAUGACCAGAUCUAUCAGCUCCUUCAAAAAUACGAGGAGCUUAGAAUAAAAGCACGUAACUUACGCGAAAUGGCUCAAACAGCUCAUCAAGUAAGCAAGAAUUCUGAAGAAAUUCAAAAACUUUCUGAGACUGAGCAGAAGUCUACAGAAUUUACAUUCGAUCCAUUGCAUCUAACGUAUUAG
This is a messenger RNA of Trichomonas vaginalis G3, 318 nucleotides long. RefSeq lists its product as uncharacterized. The transcript has a single exon. The record is from RefSeq and is a predicted model, not a curated record. NCBI's taxonomy places the organism in Eukaryota, Parabasalia, Trichomonadida, Trichomonadidae. The coding region runs from base 1 to 318 and encodes 105 amino acids.